Molecule: messenger RNA, 2104 nt
Organism: Morus notabilis
Lineage: Eukaryota; Viridiplantae; Streptophyta; Magnoliopsida; Rosales; Moraceae
Product: phosphatidylinositol 4-phosphate 5-kinase 6
Exons: 8
Coding region: 1-2091 (696 amino acids)
Biological process (GO): phosphatidylinositol metabolic process
Molecular function (GO): 1-phosphatidylinositol-4-phosphate 5-kinase activity; ATP binding
Source: RefSeq, a predicted model, not a curated record
AUGAGCAACGAGGAGCUUGGCAGCGGCAUUGGCGGGGCCUGGGAUUGGGAAUCCAAAGUGCGGAAAUCUCAAACGACAACAAAUAAGAAAAGAUCAAAGUCAAACGGCCUGUUGUUCUCCGUCGGAACGACGACAAUGUCGGCGGUGGCUCCGGCAUCGGACGAAGACCCGGGCGAGAGGGUGAUGUCGAACAACACCGGGGACUUCUACACCGGCGAGUGGUCCGAUAGCUUCCCCCACGGUCACGGAAAGUACCUCUGGACAGACGGGUGUAUGUACGUUGGUGAAUGGCACAAAGGGAAGACCUUGGGAAAAGGCAAGUUCAGCUGGCCUUCUGGCGCCACCUACGAAGGCCAAUUCAAGAACACUUUCAUGGAUGGAAAGGGGACUUACACGGGCUCCUCUGGGGACACCUACAGAGGAUACUGGCUCAGGAACUUCAAGCAUGGACAUGGGACACAGAGCUACUCCAAUGGCGAUUACUACGAGGGCGAGUGGAGGAGAGGCUUGCAGGACGGUCAUGGGAGAUACCAAUGGAAGAACGGGGCCCACUACGUCGGACAGUGGCGGAACGGUUUGAUGCAUGGGAAUGGGAGCAUGAUAUUGGCCAACGGCAAUAGGCAUGAUGGCUCCUGGGAGGAAGGUUUGCCUAGUGGAGAAGAAGGCGAGAGGGAAGCUCUUUCCGCGGAUUUCGGUCAUUGCAAGGUGUGCUUAUGCGAGAGGAUUCCGGUUUUUCCGUCGCAGAAGUUGGUGAAUUGGUCCGUGGGUGAGGCCGGCACGAGGCCUCGGAGGAUGUCGGUCGACGGCAGGAGGGUGGGUAAUUUCAGCAAGGAGUCCGUUGAUGGAAGACAUAAGUUGUUCAGCAGCACGCGGCCAGUGAGUAGACAGGGGAUAACAAUUUCCAAAGGGCAUAAGAAUUAUGAGCUCAUGCUCAAUCUUCAGCUGGGAAUCAGACAUUCGGUUGGUCGGCCUGCUCCGACAACGUCCCUCGAUCUCAGGUCUUCGGCAUUUGAUCCAAAAGAAAAAGUAUGGACAAAAUUUCCACCUGAAGGAUCCAAGUACACUCCACCACACUCCUCAUGUGACUUCAGAUGGAAGGAUUAUUGCCCUGUGGUCUUCAGGGCUCUUCGGAAACUUUUCAAGGUGGAUCCAGCCGAUUACAUGAUUUCGAUCUGCGGGAAUGAUGCCCUCAGGGAGCUCUCUUCUCCUGGAAAAAGUGGAAGCUUCUUUUAUCUGACUAAUGAUGAUCGUUACAUGAUAAAAACUAUGAAGAAAGCAGAAGUAAAAGUACUCCUAAGGAUGCUCCCUGCCUACUAUAAACACGUCCGCGCCUUUGAGAACACUCUGGUCACCAAAUUUUAUGGCCUUCAUUGUGUAAAACUAACCGGGGCUACUCAGAAGAAGGUCCGUUUCGUUAUAAUGGGGAAUCUCUUUUGCUCCGAGUACACAAUUCAUAGACGCUUUGAUUUAAAAGGUUCUUCCCAUGGUCGCUUAACUGGUAAACCCGAGUCAGAAAUUGAUGCAACAACAACUCUUAAAGAUCUUGAUCUCAAUUAUCUAUUCCGAUUGCAGAAGGUUUGGUUUCGAGACUUCUGUAGGCAAGUGGACAGGGAUUGUGACUUUCUUGAGCAGGAAAGGAUUAUGGACUACAGUCUAUUGGUUGGUCUUCACUUUCGAGAAUCGUCAUGUCAGGAACCUGUUAUGAGUCAAGAAGGUGAUCCUAUUGGAAACGACCCUGACGAUCAACCAGGGCCUCGUCUUUCCAGAGCAGAUAUGGAUAAGCUUCUUGUAGACCCUUCUCGGUUGGCUCCCAUUAGGUUAGGUAUUAGAAUGCCGGCACGAGCUGAAAGGACGGUGAGAAGAAGCGAUUACGAGGCUCAGCUAGUCGGAGAGCCAACGGGAGAAUUGUAUGACAUCAUCCUGUUUUUCAGUGUAAUAGACAUACUGCAGGACUAUGAUAUCAGCAAAAAGCUUGAGCAUGCUUACAAGUCCUUCCAAUAUGACGCAACUUCAAUCUCCGCCGUUGAUCCAAAACAAUACUCGAAACGUUUUCGCGAUUUCAUCUUCAGAAUUUUUGUAGAAGACACAUGAAGGUUUCAUUAUC